Molecule: messenger RNA, 294 nt
Organism: Meleagris gallopavo (turkey)
Lineage: Eukaryota; Metazoa; Chordata; Aves; Galliformes; Phasianidae
Source: RefSeq, a predicted model, not a curated record
AUGUCUGUCCGCGCCAGGAGGCGGCCCAGGGGGCAGAGGUGGGGGCAGGGGCUGGAGGCAGCACUGGAGCCGGCUGCUGGAGCAUUCUGCAACGUCUGCCAGAUCUUCAUCACUUACCUGGAUAACGAACUGCUGAAAAACGAGACGCUGACGGAACUGGGCGCUGUGCUGGAGAAGGGCUGUGAGCUGCUGCCCGGCCCGCUCACCAGCACGUGCGAGGCGCUAGUGAUGCAGUACGAGCCAGCAGCUGUGCGGCUCCUCGUGCAGAUGAUGGACCCUGACUUUGUCUGCACU